Didymella exigua CBS 183.55 is the source of this 1185-nucleotide messenger RNA. RefSeq lists its product as uncharacterized. The record is from RefSeq and is a predicted model, not a curated record. Bases 1 to 1185 code for a protein of 394 amino acids. Lineage: Eukaryota; Fungi; Ascomycota; Dothideomycetes; Pleosporales; Didymellaceae. The transcript has 4 exons.
AUGGCCUCGACAGCUCAAAUUGAAGAUCUAAUCGCACUGGGCAAGGCUGUCUUUGUCUUGUCCAUAACGCUCGUCAUCUUGGCAUGGCUGGCUGUAGGGCUUCGAUUGUGGGUGCGAUUCCGUAUCACCAAGUCCCCAGGAUGGGAUGAUGCAGCCAUGGUCGCCACUCUGCUACUUUUUACGACGUACUGUGCCUUCAUCUUGACCAUCAUCAUGCGAAGUGGUGAUGGUAGGCUGUUCAGCAACGAGGAGCGAUACCUGAGCUUAGUCUUCGUUCAGCUUAGUGAAGUCUUCUACAUCUUGACGACGACACUGUUGAAGAUCUCCCUGGGCCUCUUCUUUCUCCGUGUUCUUACCAAGAAGUGGCAGAAGAUUAUCUUUCACACCAUUCUCGGGAUCAGUGCGGUCUACGGCCUUUUUUACUCACUCACCACCAUCUUUAUAUGUGGAGACCCGGCAAAGUUAGCCGACAAUCUCGCUGGCUCAGGAAAGUGUCUACCGGCUGGCUUCAUCCUCGCUACAGGUUAUAUCUACGGCGUCAUCAACAUCAUCGCAGACUGGACAUUCGUGCUGAUCCCCAUUGUCAUCCUUAUCGACAGUGACAUCGAUCGCCGGUCCAAAAUCAGUGUCAGCAUCGUCAUGGGCCUCGGUGCUGUCGGCAGCGUCUCGAGUAUCCUCCGCAUGGUCUACCUCAAUGGCCUUCUCUUUUCACAUGACGUUGGUGUCCUCAGUCCCAACGCAGUCAAAGCCACAAUCUGGGCGACUGCCGAGCCAGGUACUGGCAUCAUCGCUGCUUCUAUCGCUGUCCUACGCCCAUUGCUCCGUAAGAUCGCCUCAGACACACAAGAGGCAUACAAGAGCCGUAAAGCAUCACUGGGAGACUCUUCCGGCAAGUCGACUCACUCAAGGCCCAAAUCCAAGGGCUCAGAUAGCGACAGCAUCAUCGCGCUGACGACCGUUGAGUCCAACAAGACCUACCUGAACGAUAUUGAGGCUCGUGGCGCGAAUGCAAGCAAGAAAGACAAGUGGAACAGAGAGAGCACAUACAGUGGAGCGAGAGACGAAGAUCCGUGGAGCCCGACAGUGACGAUGGGCAAAGCAAGUGUGCAGAAGGUCAUUAAUGUGCAGAUGAUCGAUGGGAGGGGGAGUCCAGCACCACAGCCCCAUGGGAGGCGGUACAUUUAG